CAGCUGCACGUGGAACGAGCGCAGUUGGGCUGGAACUUACCACCAUCACCAUCACCACCACCAUCAGCUUACGGAUCUGGGGCUGACUCAGGGCAAUCCCAAGCGCGUCUGGGCUCUCGGUGGACUCUCUCAGGCGUCAUGGCCAAAGUGAAGUGAUAAGUCGAUUUCUGAUGCUCCGAGCUGAUUGGGAAGCAGAUCGGUGCGAAGAGUGUCACCAUCCAUUCACUUUAAAGCCCCGAGUUCGACUUGAAGCGCCCCUCCUUCCAGAAAGAUGGCUCUCACACCCUCUGUUCGUGACUUCGCCUUCGCUCACUCGGCUGAGGCCUGCACCACACCGAGCGACGCGAGACUUGGACGCUGGAACCAGACAUGUCAAUAGAUGCCAUGCACGACUAUCUCAUUGUUGGAGCCGGCCCCUCGGGGCUGUGCGCCGCAAAGACGAUACGCGAAUGCGAUGCUGAGGCUCGGGUGAAGAUUCUGGACUCUAACAAAACCGUCGGUGGUGUGUGGUCCAAAGAGAACCUCUAUCCUGGCCUGAAGACGAACAAUAUCCGCGGCGGCAUCGACUUCUCGGACUUCCCCAUGCAUGAUGGCUUUGGCGUGCCUGAGGGCCAGCAUGUCUCCGGCGAAGCGAUGCAUGAGUAUAUCAAGGCAUAUGCCGAACACUUUGAUCUCUUGCGAUUGAUCGAUUUCGACUCAACCGUCACCGAGGUCUGGAAGCUCAAAGGCAUCCAAGGCUGGAAUGUCAAACUUGGGUCAGGGGUCGAUCUGCAGGCACACAAGUUAAUCAUCGCGACAGGUGUCACCAAUGUGCCACACAGACCAGCAUUGAGUGGCUCCGAAGAUUUUGGAGGUCCAAUCAUGCACUCGGCGGAACUGGGAAUGCAAGGCAGCGCUCUCACCGACGAUUCCAAGGUCGAAACCAUAGCGGUGCUUGGUGGAGGAAAGUCUGCCUAUGAUGCCGUCCAUCUCGCUGGCAAAGCGGGUAAGAAAGUGGAAUGGAUCAUCAGAAAAUCAGGCAAAGGCCCCGAAUGGAUCUUCCCAGCCCAUACCAUGGGACCACUCCAAGCAGUACGAGAAAAGCUCCCAGCAAGGAGAUUCGUCUCCUUCUUCAGCCCGUGCCUGUGGAAUGACGGGUUCAGCUGGAUCAGAAACUUCCUGCACUUCACGAAGCUCGGCAAGAUCAUCUCCCAAGGCUUCUGGACCAAUCUUCACAAGGCGACUCUGGACGACUGCGGCAUGCUGAAGGAUGAGAGAACCAAGGUCUUGGAGCCGGAGCAGAGCCCCUUUUGGUACGGCACCGCAUCUGGAAUCUACAGCUACGAGAAGGACAUCUACGAGAUGCUCAAGACCGGCCAGGUGCGUGUCCACCGCGAAGAUGUACUCCGCCUCUCCAAAGGCGCCAUCAACUUUGCUAGUGGCUUCUAUGUCAAAGCCGACGCUCUGGUCACCGCGACUGGCUUCUCUGCAAAGUCCACCCUCAAAUUCAUCCCAGACACCAUGCAUGCCGACCUUGGUAUCCCGUCGACCAGUUACACCCCAGCGCAGUAUAGCUUCUGGCAGGACCUGAGUGACAAGGCCGACCUGGCCAUCGCGUCCAAAUUCCCCCGUCUAGUUGCCGGGCCGUUCAAAUCACCCACCUCGACCGUGAUCCAACCAUUCAACCCAGGCAUGGAUCGGGAGGCCAACUACACGCCGUUCCGACUCUACCGCGCCAUCGCACCGCCUGGCCCGACUCGAGACGGCGACAACUCGCUCGUAUUCAUCAGCAUGUUCUCGAACCUGGCCAACACACCGCGAUGCGAGCUGCAAUGUCUCUGGGCGUACGCGUAUCUCAACCACAAACUCGAAAUCGACUCGUCCACGGUAUUCGGCGAGGCGGCGCUGAUGGCACAGUACGCGAAACACCGCGCCCCAUACGGCCACGGCCGAUUCUUCCCUGACCUGGUCUUCGACCAAGUGCCGUACAUGGACCUACUCCUGCAGGACCUCAAGCUAAAGUACUGGCGGAAAGGGAAUUUCUUCGCGGAACUGUUCAGCCCCUACAUGGCUAAGGACUACAAGGGGGUCGUGCAGGAAUGGCUCAGCAAGAACUCGAGUUCGAAGAAGGAAGAAUCGUCAAACAAGUCCAAGGCGAAAGCUGAGGAGGCCAGGGAUCUAGAACGUGAACCACUCCUAAACGGCAAGGCGACAUGAGGAAAAUCUGCUCGGCACCGCGGCGCUUGCGCUUCUUGGACUCGAACCAGGCUCUACACGACUAUAGGAAUAAUCGAUUGACCAGCUGACCGGCCUACUAUUCCUACUCACUGAAUCUCUACACAUCAGAAUCACUGCGGCGCAUUAAGCCUUUGCCAUUAUCUUUCUCACGACGGGAUGGAUGGACGGAUGGAUAUGCACAGACACAAAGAGGUGUUGUGUUGAGCCCAAGCGAUCUUCUCUUUCUCCAUUCUCUCCCAACCGGACUUUUGCGCGUGGACCAGGUCAUGUCAGCUCGGGUCGGGCCAGGAUUUGUUCCAUGUGGCGCAUGAGGGGGAUUGUUACCUUGGGUCGAGAUGAAUUAACUUGAGUCCCCGGAUCUUGCACCUUUUGCUCUUCAGGCCCGACUUGCUUUUUCUACCAUUAUGUUUUAUGCCGGUCGCGACAAACCGAGGGUGAAGACGGGGGGAGAUACAAGGGUCGAGGAGAAGAACUGUGAUCACUGGACGGAAUGGAGGGCUAGACGGACUGGUGUGAUCUGCUUUACCAUUCGACACAACCCCCCGGGCGAUGAUCGCAACGAUGACAAUGAGCAAUGAAGCAUGAACAAUGACUGAUAAAAUGACGACCGAGGAUCCAUACACUGAACUGAUCGAGAGAUCGUUCCUCUUUUUCUGGGCAAGCACCUAGACUUAGAUAGACACCAAUGAGGGCGAUGUUUAGAUUCUCCCGAAAUCAACAAGUCAAUUUCUCG
Cladophialophora immunda is the source of this 2950-nucleotide messenger RNA. RefSeq lists its product as uncharacterized. Bases 370 to 2196 code for a protein of 608 amino acids. The transcript is spliced from 4 exons. Lineage: Eukaryota; Fungi; Ascomycota; Eurotiomycetes; Chaetothyriales; Herpotrichiellaceae. The record is from RefSeq and is a predicted model, not a curated record.